Molecule: messenger RNA, 4275 nt
Organism: Cooperia oncophora
Lineage: Eukaryota; Metazoa; Nematoda; Chromadorea; Rhabditida; Trichostrongylidae
Source: the annotation of a GenBank genome assembly
AUGAGGUUUGCCCUCCUAGCCCUUCUGGGUGUGGCCCUCGCCGUCCACCAUUCACUGGACUUGUUUCCUCUGAAGCCACGGAAUGAGUACGUCUUCCGAUUUGAAGGCGAUGUCCACUCUGGAAUCCCGCUCCCAACUGACACUACCGUUUCUCGCAUCCAUGCUAUGGUCCAUGUCCAGAUCCGUGACGAUCACCAUGCUAUUCUCAAGCUGAGAGAUGUUCGCUUCGCCACUGGAGAAGACGAUCGCAAGGAGCUUUUCAAGCCGAUUGACGAUUUGAAGAUGCGCACCAUCUCGAGGGAACACAUGGAACUUCUUGAGAUGCCCGUUCGUUUCGUCUACAAGAGCGGCAUGGUUUCGGAUUUGAUCUUCUCCGACAAGGACGAAACCUGGUCAACUAAUGUGAAGCGCUCCGUCAUCAACAUGCUCCAGCUCAACCUCCACAAGACUGGACGCACUGAUGAGCCAAAGAUGGAGAUAUACGAGGUUGAACGCGACAAUGACUAUUUCACAGUCAACGAGAGAACUAUUGAAGGAGACUGCGACGUUGCUUACACCGUUCUCAAGAAGAACGACUUCGUCACUGAGAAUGCAAAGAGAAGGAUAUCCUUGAGCCAAGCACUGUCUACACCUACCUUCAUUGAAAAGGAUGAACUCAAGAAGGUUGAAGUCCGCUCUCAGUAUACCAUCACUAUCAACAACGAGGCGAUCAUGAAGACCGAGAUUUGCACCAGACUGAUCCUGGAAGACGUCAAGAAAAUCAGGCGAGAGUUUGAAUGGGUUAACGGCAAGAAGGAGACGCUGAUCUACAACAACGAAGUUGAGAAGCAGAUUGAACGCUUCUUCAUGUAUGGAGAUGACGCUGAGGUUCUGCCUUAUGAACCUGUCAAGGACAAGAUGGAAGCCAUCAGCACUGUCAUCGAUGAGAUGAAGAAAAUGAAGGAGAACAAGCACGAGACCACUCACCUCCUUUCUCGCCUCGUUUCUUUGUUCCGCAUGCUUUCCUUGGAUGAGCUGUCUAACCUUCACACUGAGAUCUACAUGAACGAUUGUGCACCUGCUCAAGAUUAUCCAGGAGACGCCCAUACCCAUCGCCGAAUAUCGUCGACGAACUUGUCCGCUUCACCGAAACCGACGUUGUUCAGCGCUCUCCUGUCGUCCGCCAAACUAUUUGGCUUACCAUUGGAUCUGUUAUGCGAGGAGUUGUUCGGAAGAACCAUGGACAAAACUUUUGUUAAGGAAGAUCGUCGUGAAUUGAAGCGCAGGUAUCUUGACAUCAUGAUGAAGGUGUACGAGAAGGCUGACACCAUCUACGAAAAGGUGCUCAUUCUCAAGUCUCUGGCUAACGCGGGAAUCGACCUGUCAGUCUACGAGUUAGAGAAGAUCAUUCUGAAUAAGCGUGAGGAGUUGCCUGUCCGCAUGGAAGCUAUUGAUGCUCUGCGUCUUCUGAAGGACGUGAUGCCACGCAAGAUCCAAUCCAUUCUCAUGCCGAUCAUUUCGACCAUGGAGCGUGAGCCAAACCAGCAGGUUGCUGCUUUCACCUAUGACCUGCUACACUCAUUUGUUAAGUCGACUCACGUCUGUUAUAAGAAGCUGGCCGCCGAAAUUCUUCCACUCCUGACCAUGACUCGCUACCAGCGAAGAGAACGUGGCUUUACUAGCACUUACAAGUAUCUGCCCUUGUUCAAGGAAGAGAUCAUGACCGGUGUCAACGUUGAUUUUGCCACCAUCUUCGGAAAGAAUACUGUCUGGCCCAAGGAGUUGAUGGUCAAGCUUGACACGGUUCUCUCAGGAAUGUGGAGCAAGUACUUCUUCCAGUUCGGAAUCAGUCAGCAGAACAUCGAGAAGAUCUUGAACAAGUUGACCCAGAAGUUGAUGAAGAUGGAAAAGACCACGAACACUGUGGUGCGCGGACGCCGCAUUCGCGAAUCACUGACCCUUCUGAAGGACAUCGCCAAGAAGCUUGACAUUCGACCACGUGUCGUUGAUGACAGAACUCCAUACGCCAUGCUCUACAUCCGCCGUAAGGACAUGGACUACGCUGUUCUCCCGAUUGACGAGAAGAUCAUCGAUGAGCUGGUUGAAAAGUUCAUCAGAAAUGGAAGACUCGAGAGAACAGAAAUUGAUCGCUUCUUCAACCGCGAACGUGAGUUCCAGCUUAACGGCUUCACAUUCCUUCAUGAGGUCAUCAGGAAGACCCCGACCACCCUUGGUCUGCCUCUCAUCAUGAAGUGCAAACUGCCGACUGUCGUGUCUGCUGAAGGAGAGUUCACCGUGGAAAUGAUACCAACUGGGCUCCGUUUCCGUCUCAACACUGUGCCGUCAAUUGUUACCACCCAGCUUUGCGAGAUGCGCCUGUGGAAUCCACUCCUCGAACAGGGAGUGAGAAUCAUGCGAUCUCUUGAGGCUCAUCUCCCUAUCGACGUUGACAUGGAAAUCAAUUACAGAAAUGGAUUUGAAAUUACAAAGACGUUCAACAUCCCUACUGAGGAGAAGACUCUUGUGCGUUACACCUCGCGACCAAUGACCUUCUUCCGAUUCCUCAGCGGACAGAAGUCGUUUGGUGAGACGGAAUUGAGAACCAUUGUCCUGCCCAAGUGGAGGCAACUCAACACCGAGAAGGAAAUGGUGUACAACAUCUGGGGACUGAAGACUGUUCUUCGUGGAAACUGGCUCCGUAACUGGAAUAUGCGCAACCUCCUUCUCGGUGAGCAUGACUGGGAAUUCAUUGUAAUUCCAACCCGUGAGGCACCGAAGAAGAUCCGCCUCUUCUUGAACAGUGAAAGAAUUGAGAAGGUCCGCCUUGACAAAGUCGACUUCACUCACCUCGUCGAGAAAGAAUUUGAAGUUGAGAAAAACGAGUAUGAGUCCUACGAAGAGAGAGAUCGUCGCGAGAACUUCCACAGACACCUUCGCGACAUCGAGAGGAGGGACGGCCACAGACACCGUCUGCUUAUGAAAAUCGAAGCCGUUGACUCGAAUGUGGAGCAGUACGGAAAUGUUGAAAUCACUACUAUUUGCGACGAAGAACUCCGCUACUGCAAGAACACCAGUGGAAGGCAAGCGCUCUCCCAUCGCUCAAAGGUCAUUGUUGAUUACGAGCUUACUCCAUACAUGAAAAACCUCUUUGAGCGUAUCUACAACUAUGUGAAGGGCUAUACUUUCUGGCAUAGCAAGGUCACCAAGCUCAACCGUGACAACGACAGACUCUUCCUGAAGGUGCGAGUCGACCCCAUCACCCGCGAGCUCGUUAAUGUUAUGCUGGAGACCCCCUACGAGCGCAUGGAGGUGGUGGACCUCGUUGUUCCCCAGCUUUACCUCCCCAAUAUCGCCAAAAGAACACUCCGCGAUAUUCGUUAUGAAGUGAACGAACCUGUGUGUGAGGUGAAAAAUACCAAAGUCAGGACCUUCGAUGACGUCAUUUUCCGCGCUCCUCUUACCAAGUGCUACUCGGUCAUCGCCAAGGAUUGCUCAGAAGAGCCUCGUUUUGUCGUCAUGAAGCUGAAGAUCAUCAACGAGCGCGAGCAGGUCAUUAUUGUCGAAAUAGUUGACAACAGACUCAAGGUCUCCAUUGACGACGAGAAGAUCAACAAGGAGGAACUGGAGAAAUAUAACAUCGAGAUGAUUGAAGACGACAUGGUCCGCGUAAGACUGGAGGACCUUAUGGUUCAUUUCGAUGGCUACAACGUCAAGGUCUACAUGGGCAAACACAUGACUGAGAGACAAUGCGGCCUCUGCGGGCACUUCGACGAGGAGAAAGACAACGAGUUUCUCACUCCAAGGAAGGAAUACACCGACGACAUCAUGGAAUUCCACCAUUCGUACAUCCUAAAGGACCAGUGCGAUGUUGAGAAGGAUCUUCCACGUGAGAAGAAGCACUACAGAAUGGAGAAGCGCGAGGAGAGUGAGGAGAACGACGAGGACUGGCUCGACUUCCUCGAGGGUGAUGACGAUCGCAACGGCAGAAAACGUACCUACAAAUACAAAAGCGAAGAUAGAAUGGAAGACAAAGACGAAGAAAUGCUGGAGAAGACCCACGUGAUCGAAUUCACUCACCGUGUCUGCUUCUCACUUGAACCAGUUCGCAUGUGCCGUAAGAACAAGGAAAUGGAUGAGGUGAUUGACAAGAAGGUUCGCUUCACUUGCCUCCCUCGCUCGUCUCGUGAAACACGCCAGCUUCUUCACAAAGUCCGCAACAACGUCCUCGACCUUAAGCACUAUCCCGUCUCAUUCGUCGACACCAUCCAGGUUCCCCAAACAUGUACUGUAUAUUGA